GGAAAUUGUUGGAUCGCGGGUCUAGCCAGCUGCUCGUAAAACAGUAAUCGCUCUGGCAACUCUUGGAGCCAAUACAUUGAGGCAACCAAAAUGGAAUAGCGGUUCGCUCGAAUGAUUUGACACCAGCCAGUAGUUGACUCCUCGCGUCAGGCUGAUCAUGUUGUGAUACCAGAGACGACUAGGCCUCUGCUCUCGGGUUACAGGAGGUAACACUGGGGAAACGAAAGGCUAGAGGCUGAGGAUCCAGUGAUCGGGUGGGAAGAGCAUAGCAAUGAUGCCAGCCAGAUCUUGCGGCAGAUGCAGCUGUGAGCGAGUCGUGCAGGCAAAAAGGGUCAAUGAGAUGUAGGCAUCUGGGCAAGGCUGUGGAAGGGAAAAGGUCAUGCUUCGCCAUGGGGAGGGGAACGCGUGAAGCUAGAGGGCUCCUCUUGCGUUCUGGGUUGGCUGCAUCAUGGGUCCCAACAUGAUCAAUGGAGGACUGCAAUCUCAUUCGCCUGCAAGCAACCAGACGAUCUGUACAACACGAUGGUGCGGAUAAGAUGCCCUGCCGAGCCGUUAGCGAGGGCGGUUGGAGAUGUGUUCAGGCGACUUGGCUACGGGCCAGCGCCCCCAACGGAGAACGACGCCUGACAGACGCAUGGAAGCGGUGGCGAGGGUGCAAGAAGCUUGUGGCGACGAGGCUCACAGGCGGAGGAGGGCCCAUUUGGUUCCGAAAGAGCCCCCAAAUGUGGGCCAAAGUGGCUUGCCAGCCGUCACAUGCGUUUCGACUCUCCAGAUCUUCGAUAGCAAAAUCUGGGGCCGUCGCUGCCCAUGGGGAUUGGGUUUGUCCAACCGAGUCGUUCUCCAUGUCGCUCUGGCCACGACUGUGGAACGAUGAAGGCGAGGCGCAGGGACAAUUGACACGCAGAGAAGCCGGCGGGACGAGACAGAAGAGACGGGGCGAUCGUGGUACAGUGUACAAUUAUAGAUGGGCCAAGGAAUGAGCAAGUUCGGGGCUUUCGAUGUCAAUUAUCACUUUUGAUGAUGG
This is a messenger RNA of Westerdykella ornata, 1024 nucleotides long. RefSeq lists its product as uncharacterized. Lineage: Eukaryota; Fungi; Ascomycota; Dothideomycetes; Pleosporales; Sporormiaceae. The transcript has a single exon. The record is from RefSeq and is a predicted model, not a curated record. The coding region runs from base 468 to 980 and encodes 170 amino acids.